Messenger RNA from Fundulus heteroclitus (mummichog), 2699 nucleotides. RefSeq names its product keratinocyte differentiation factor 1a (gene kdf1a). Gene Ontology annotation, biological process: regulation of epidermal cell division; keratinocyte development. Lineage: Eukaryota; Metazoa; Chordata; Actinopteri; Cyprinodontiformes; Fundulidae. Bases 360 to 1541 code for a protein of 393 amino acids. The transcript is spliced from 4 exons. The record is from RefSeq and is a predicted model, not a curated record. Gene Ontology annotation, cellular component: cell junction.
GUGAUAGCCAAGUAGCCUGCUGGGAGACGCUCGUCGGCUCCGGGGACUCGCUUUCUUCUCUCCCUCUCUCUCUUUCUUUUUUUAAACCAGAAGAGACGGCGCGGAUGUGCCGGGUGGUCGCGUCUCGCUCGGUAGCGGCGGUGCCGGACCCCGGUCUUCAAGUUUGCCGAGCCUCUCGCUUGCUGCCGGACGCGACGAAAACGCACCUGGAAGUCCCUGUCGGCUCUGUCGACGCUCCGUCCCCGCUCAAGGCGCUGGCGGCAGGAGCUGCGUCGGCGUGAGACUUCCGCGGUGCGCUCGGCAGAGAGAGAGCUCAGCCACAACUAUUUCUUCUUAUGCGGCCCCGGGUGUUUUGAGCCAUGCCUGGCCACAGCUCAGGGGCUCCCCAGACGUCCCGCCACAAGCCCCACGCCUCCAACUCCAAAGCAGACAAGUACAGACAAAGUGGAACUAUAUACAGGGAGAGCGCGGUCCAGCAUGACCUCAAGGACCCUCACGGGGAGCGGCUACGCGAACACCACAACGAGCACCCUCGGUAUUCGGAGAACAAGAACGGCCGGAGCAGAGGACACCCGCGGAACGGCGCGGCCCGGGGCUCGGAGACGAUAGGAUUCAUCCCGGGGACGGCGGACAGCGCGCCGGCCGGCAGGCCCACCUGCGGCUCGUGCUCCGCGGGCUGGAGCGGCUGCAAGGCCCUCAUCUGCUGCGUGCUCACCUGUGGGUUCUACGGCAGCCGAGAGCCCUGUCUGCCCGCCAACGAGAGCUCCACCGACCACCCGCCCAAAGCAGGCGGAGAGCCUUCCAACGGCAUGGCCCUGAACAACCCGACCUGCGGCGUGUCAACGGAGUCCAGCAAGCCCAAAACUGCCAAGUUGCCCCCGAGCGAAAGCUUCCGUUACCCGGAUGUCCGUUUCCGAGGCGAGAUAGUAAGCUACCCGGUCAACGCCUCCAAACGGACCCGCCCGCCCGCUAAAGGGGAGAGCCACAGGCCGAUCAGCAACACCAGCCUGCUGUCCAACGACUACGAGCUGGACGACCCGUGCGACAGCACCGACGUCGACUCGCUCAUCACCAAGAAGCUCCUGGAGCUCUACGCCCUCCACCAGAUCGAGGAGCUGGCCAAGUGCACGUCCGACUCCUCCUUCUUCCGCAAGACCAACGAGAUCAGCGAGCUCAUCUACAGCAUCGCGCAGAACUACAACCUGGAGGAGCAGGAGGCCGAGUGCAAGCUGGUGCACGGAGUCAUCCGCAUCAGCACGCGCAAGGCCAAGAAGAAGGCCAGCCACGCGUCGGCGGGGCAGCGUCCCAACGGCAGGAACGACGGGACGCUGCCCGACAGCGGCAACGAGACCAUGACCCACACCUUCAUGAGCAGCGAUUCUCCAGAGGUGAAAGUGUCCGAGCGAACGCCGUCAGACGAGCUGGCGAGGAAGAUGAGACACUGCAGCUUGAGACCGUAUUCCUCCAGCACUGCCACCGCCUACUCUCCCUACCAGCACGACACUGGAACGACCUCCUCAGGAGCCCCUCUGCUCAUCUGAAAAGCCACGCAGAGACUAAAAUGUCUAUAUCCUGUACUGACAAAUCAUGUCGCCUCUUUUCAUUAUUGCUGUUACAGAGCAGAGCACCUUUUUUUUUUUUUUUAUCCUACAUGUGUAUAGUUCUCCUUUUUUAUUGGUCAAUAUUUUUUACCUUUUUCUAACAAAUGACCAACAGAGGAACCUUUUUUUUUUGGUUGUUGUUGUCAAAACAGUGUUUUAGGUUUAGAAAGUGACUAAGGGAGGAUCAAGCUCGCGGCGGGACAGAACCGUCCUCAUUCUUGUCUUUGUUUUUGUUUAUACAGGCUCUUAUUCUGCAUGUACAGCUCAACGUCUCCUACCAUUUCUCCACUGCUGAGGCAUGUUUUUUUUUUUUUUUUUUUUCCACCCACAGACUGUAUUGUUGUAAGCCAUAUUUUGAUGUACAUAUUGAGUCUAUGUUACUCUGUACCUUUUGGAUUCAUUUUUUUUUUAUGAUCUACAGAAAGUCAUGUUUUUAAGAAAAUACAUAUUUCAGUGCCUGUUUUUAUGUCCUUUUUUUUUUUUUUUUUAUUAAAGUUGUUCAUAUUAAAUGCAAUACAUGCUGCUUUAAGUGCAAAGCCUUCUGUUGAUUUGUAACACAAGCCAAAAUUCGGUUCAAGCCCAAACCUAAAAAGCUCCUCGGUUUCAACAUUUCUCCUCCUACGUUGGCGAACGUUUCUUCAAAGUUUUCUCUGUAGCCUACUUUUCUCUUUUUUUUUUUUUUUCUUUUUUUUUUUAAUCUCCGGGGUUGUUGUCGGGCUCAUCUCCCCGUAGGUCAGCGUUGCAGCAGGCAGGCCUUUUCCGCCCUCAGCAAAAGAAAGAACUCGUUUGGCUGGUUCUGACUGAAGGGAAAUAAAAUCCAGGGGUUUGUCUUUGUCAUUUAUUGCAAAAUGAAGCCCGAGCAAAGGAAACCAACCCGAUUUCAGGAAUCUGCCCUGAUUAUUUUUUGAUCCAACAAACGGAUAUUCGCCGCUCUGGGAAUGUUGGAUUCUGGUUUUAUACCAUGGCUGAGGCCAGAAAUAAACAGACGUAUCUAAGGCUAAACCUGCUAGCUGCUGGUACCUACAACCAUUUUGUGUCUGUGUUGUAAAACCAGGACAACAUCUGUCCGACUGCAUAAUAAAACAGCUUCUGAACAUU